This is a messenger RNA of Sporothrix brasiliensis 5110, 1653 nucleotides long. RefSeq lists its product as uncharacterized. Lineage: Eukaryota; Fungi; Ascomycota; Sordariomycetes; Ophiostomatales; Ophiostomataceae. The record is from RefSeq and is a predicted model, not a curated record. The transcript has 2 exons. Gene Ontology annotation, molecular function: heme binding; iron ion binding; oxidoreductase activity, acting on paired donors, with incorporation or reduction of molecular oxygen. Bases 1 to 1653 code for a protein of 550 amino acids.
AUGGGCUUGAUUGAGGACAUCGCCAGCCACUUUUCGUGGAAGUCGGCCUUAGCCGUCACCGUCCUGGUCUAUGUCGUGUACUCGGCCUAUGUCCACAUUGACGAGCGCAACCGCCUCCGCCGCACGGGCGGCGUCCGGGCCCCGUACUUUCCCGGCCGUCUUCCGGGCAGCAUCGACCUCGUUAUCCGCACACUUAAGGCCGCCUCCAAACACAAGAACCGCGAGCACUGGGAGUUCAUUUUCCGCUCUGUCGAUAACCACAGCGCCGAGUUCCGUGUCCUGGGCCGCCGCAUCAUCUUCACCGAUGAUCCGGAGAACAUCAAGGCCAUCUUGGCCACCCAGUUCCAGGACUACGGCAAAGGCGAGCCCUUCCACCGAGAGUUUGAGCCCUUCCUGGGAGAUAGCAUCUUCACUACCGACGGCAGCCGCUGGCACGCCAGCCGCCAGCUCCUCCGCCCGCAGUUCAUCAAGGACCGCGUGUCCGACCUGCACACCUUUGAGAACCACCUGCAGGUCUUGUUCGCUGCCAUGGCGGUUGGCGGCGAUGCCGCCGCCACUGCCGCUUAUAUUUCGUCCCGCAACGAUGGCACCACCGUUGCCAACAUGUCAGCCAACGGCCGCACCCUUGACAUGGCCGACCUCUUCUUCCGCUACACGCUAGACGUGGCUACUGACUUCCUUCUUGGAAAGGACACGCAGUCUUUGACCAUCCCUCGCCAGGAGUUCGCCGAAGCCUUCAACGAGGUUCAACGCGUCCAAAGUUUGAUCAGCCGCACCGGCCCGGCCAACACAUUCAUCCCGCGCGGCUCGUACAACCGUGGUCUUCGUGUCAUUGACGAAUUUAUCAACCCGUUUAUCGACAGGGCCCUCUUGUUGUCGCCUGACGAGCUCGAGAAGACCAUACACGACAGCGACGACACCCAGGGCCGUUACACAUUCCUGCAUGCCCUCGCCCAGUUCACGCGCGACCGCAAGGUUCUGCGUGAUCAGCUCAUGGCCGUACUUCUGGCCGGCCGCGACACAACUGCCGCCACGCUCUCGUGGGCCAUAUACGAGCUGGCCAAGAAACCCGAGUGCGUCAAGCGCCUGCGCGCUGAGAUCGCCCAGAACGUUGGCAUCGAGGGCCAGGCCGAGUGCCGCCACCCCACGUACGCCGACCUCAAGUCCAUGAAGUACCUGCAGCAUAUCUUGAACGAGACACUGCGCAUGUACCCGGCUGUGCCCUUUAACGUGCGCCUGGCCCUGCACGACACCACAUUGCCACGCGGCGGUGGGCCGGACGGCUCUGAGCCGGUGGCUGUUCUCAAGGACACCCCGAUCGGCUAUUCGACCCUGCUCAUGCACCGCCGUGCCGACCUGUACCCCGCCAACCUGCCCGACCCCAACGAGUUUUACCCCGAGCGCUGGGACCACUGGCAGCCGCGUCCCUGGCAGUACAUCCCCUUUAACGGCGGGCCGCGCAUCUGCAUUGGCCAGCAGUUUGCCCUCACCGAGAUGGGCUACGUGCUGGUGCGCUUCUUCCAGAAGUUUGAGAGGAUCGUGAACCACAUGGAUCCCAUCGACGGUGGUAGCCCCAAGCUCAAGGCUGACAUCGUCUUGCAGCCUGGCGAUGGCGUCAAGGUUGCAUUUUUCGAGUCCGGCAAGGCACAAUAA